AAAGUUUUUCUUUGCUUCAUUAGUCUCAGUUCGUCUAUACAAGUACUUGAUGCAAUGAUUGAGCAUCUCAUUUGGUAUAGAACUCAUAGCUGCAUACUCUUGUUGAUGAUCUCAAUCAGUUUCACAGUUUCUCAGCCUCCUGUAGCUGGCUGCAGCCUUGAUUUGCCAUCUUCUUUGCCUGAUUAUAAUAACUCAAGUUGCACAGAGGGAGAUUGGGGCGGAUUCCUAUCGAAAAAUUGUUGUGGGUCAGCUUUUCAUUCCUACCUUCAUGCAGUGGGGCGGAGGGCUAAUCGAACGGGACUUAUAUACCUGAAUUCCACUGAGCAAAGCAGUUGCCUGGCUGAAAUGGAAAAAUCUGAAGCAGAUGUCUUUAGUUGUGGGAUUGACAAGCUGACAAGUGGGUUGGGAGGGUGUUCUGAUUUCUCUGUUGCCAAUGUUAGUCAUAGGCUGGGGAAGGAACUGAAAAGUUUGUCUGAAAAUUGCAAAUUUGAUGGUUCUGAUAAAGAAUCAGGGGAAUUAUGCAGUUCCUGCAUAAAUAGUUGGCAGUACAUAAAAGAAAAGCAUCCUAGUGGAAAUGAUAUUUGUAGGUUUGCAAUUCUGAUUUCUUUAACAAGUACUAGGAUUGAUGAUGAAAUUUAUAUUCACAGAGUUUUCAAAUGCCUCGAGAAUGAUAAGAAGCAAUUCAUCAGCAAUGAUACAGCAGAACCAGAAGGGAAAAUGAAGCCUAAAAUUAGUACAGGUAUCUGGAUCCUAAUUGGUUGCCUUAUAGGAAUUGCAGUGAUAAUAAUAACUGUUGCCACAAAAAAUAUGUCUAGAUGUUGUCAAAAAUCAAAAAAUCCACCUAAAAAGAAUGUGGCAGCAUUUAGGAACAUGCGACUAAAGGAAUCUCGUUGUUCGAAAUUUCCACUUAAGGAGAUUUGUUCCGCUACUGAGAAUCUAAGUGAAAAGAAUCUCAUUGGUGAAGGAACUGCAGGAAAGGUAUACAAAGGGAUAUUGUCAAAUAAUCAGCAUGUUGCAAUUAAGCACAUAAUCAACGAAGCGAAUGCAGAAACUGUUGUUAGGGAAUUAACGAGCUUAUCGCACGUAAGGCACCGGAAUCUUGUAGCUUUGCUGGGAUAUUGUGUAAGAGAUGACGAGUGUUUUCUAAUCUAUGAGCUUUGCCCUUAUGGAAAUCUCUCAGAGUGGAUUUACGGGAAAGACAAGGUCCUAUCUUGGAUCCAGCGGCUUGAGAUUGCAAUUGAUAGUGCUCAGGGUCUUUGGUUUCUGCAUACAUAUGCAGAAGGCUGCAUUGUUCACCGCGAUGUCAAGCCUACAAACAUCCUCCUAGGACCAAAUUUCGAAGCGAAGCUGUCAGAUUUUGGAUUGUCUAAGGUUAUCAACCAGGGUGAAACCCAUGUCAGCUCAGAAGUAAGAGGAACAUUUGGUUAUGUCGACCCUGAGUACCGAAAUAAUCACCAUGUAAAUUCAUCAGGCGAUGUUUAUAGCUUUGGAAUAGUACUUCUGCAGAUUCUAUCAGGAAAGAGGGUUAUUAAUAUGAAUCUGAAGAAUCCAAUGCCAUUGGAUAAAAUGGCAAAAUCCAUAACCAGAGGAGGCAGCAUAAUAGAAUUUGCAGAUCCUAAGCUGAAUGGAGAAUAUUCAGCAGAAGCUUUUGUUCUAGUAUUUCAGCUAGCAUUGUCAUGCACAGCACUUAAGCAACAAAGACCAACAAUGGAGCAAGUUGUUGUAAAAUUACAACAAGCCCUUGAUGUAUCAACAAGGGCAAAAGCCUCUACUCCUGAAACUUCACCUGACCGGCUUUCACUUUGUUAAUGGGAAAUCUGUUGAACUGUUAGAUAAUUAUAAGAAUGCUUUUUUACAAACAUUCAUUGAGCUAAAAAAGUCUAAAACAUAUGAUCCAAAA
Molecule: messenger RNA, 1900 nt
Organism: Jatropha curcas
Lineage: Eukaryota; Viridiplantae; Streptophyta; Magnoliopsida; Malpighiales; Euphorbiaceae
Source: RefSeq, a predicted model, not a curated record